UGGGCCUCCUGGAACAUUCGUCAGGAAAUCUGGAGAUUCCAUUAAUACAUUAUUUUCUAUACAAAAGUUCAAUAUGAAUGACAGUAUCUCCUUUGAUUUGGUAAUUCGGGAUGCAAAACCUUUCCAAGGAUAUAUGUAUAUUUUGUUCACAUCAAGUCAAGGUACUUACACUAGCAUGAGAGUAAACAUCAAUCUCAAUAUCAAAAAACCUAUCCUCGUAUUAAAACCAAAUCUGAUUCGUGUAGAUGUGAUGCCAGGUUCAAUAAAGAUAGUAGAUGUUAUCAUUACAAAUGUAGGAGAAGUUUCUGCAAGAAAUGUAUCUGUAAGUCUUCCAACGGACUCCAGAUUUUCUCUUGUGUCUUUCACGGUAGAGAAACACAAGUUAACAGAUUCAAAUUAUACAGAUAUUUUAUCAAAGGACACUGCGCUGUUAUCUAUUGCCAUUGUUAUUGGAGGAAGUGACUCAUUAGGAGAAAUUUCAGGAAAUAUUUAUAUUAAUUCUUUAUCAACUUCAAGUCGACUGCCCUUCACAGUCUAUAUAUCAUCUACGGAGACAACGAAUGUUACAUUUACUGUGAAAGAUGAAUACACUUACUUCGCUAUCGGAUCUCCUCUUGUAACAAAUGCAACAAUAACACUUUCAAAUCCAAGACGAGAAUUUUUGGAAGCAAGAACAACAGAAAAUGAAACUGGUGUUGUAAUAUUUGAGAAUGUUUAUGAAGACCAGUACACGAUAUUUGUUGAGGCAGAAAAUCAUUCGUCUUACGGAGCUGUUAUUUUUAUCUCCCCCAGUAAAUCACACCAUGAAAUCUUUCUGCCGCGUAUUGCUGUUAAAUACACUUGGACAGUUGAAGCAACAACUUUUAAAGAUGUUUACACCAUUGCUUUGGAAUCGACCUUCGAAACAUAUGUUCCAAUGCCUGUUGUUACAGUACAGCCAUCUCAUAUUGACACGUUACCUCUGGAGCAAAAGGAAACGAGUGAAAUCGAAUUUACUAUUACAAAUCAUGGUCUGGUUCAAGCAAACAAUGUAAGAUUUGCGUUUCCAACGUCUCAUCCGUAUCUAACUUUCACUUCGAUGGUUGAAAUGAUUGGAAUUAUAGCUGCUAAUACAUCUAUUGUUGUUCCUGUCAAAACAAUGCGUAAUCAAAGAGAAGAGCGAUCGGGAUCGUUUUGUGUUGAUGUAUUUUUAAUUUACGAUUAUCAAUGCCCAGACAGGCAGACACGAUCUGCUCUCAUCAGGCUAAUACGUGGUAACUCGGAACCAUCUUGUGGGCGUAUGAAUUCUACUGGUAGGCCUUCAUAUGGUACAUAUGGUACAUAUGGUACUUUGAUGUCUGUUGGGUAUGUCGGAACUUCUACGCUUACAUGUGAUUGUUUAUCAACAUUGAUAGAAAAUUGCAUCUUAUCAUUUCAUCCUGCAGCUGGGUGCGCUAUAGCAGGGAAGAAUUGGAAUUCUGAAACUCCUGUUACUGUAAUAGUUGUGUCGGACACGGUUAUGGGGUGUAUUGUUUCAAGAAUCAACCCGUUGAUAAGCACUUUAUAUAAUGCAGCAAGAUGCGUAAUGGACGUAAAUGAGAAAUGUUCUAGUGGACGUAAACGACGGGAGAUCAAUUCCGAUAUAUUAACUGCUUUAAUAAAGUCGUCUGGUCCGAUAAUAAAUUUCCUUAAUAUGGGCCAAGAAAUUUUUGGAACGAGAUACAUAACAUUAGAAGAUACAUGGUAUACCGAAUUUAAGAGAGGUGCUGCUGAUGAUACACAGCUCGGAGCAAUGAUAUCAGAAACAGAGUAUUCUGCUAUCAUAGAUAACCUCUCCGAAAUUGAAAAGAAAGGCAAUGUGAGCAGAUUCAUUCAACGCUUUAACAACACAGUGGCUGCUUGGGAAAACGGGACUUUGUCACAACUCGAGGACAGUGGUCAAGUGAUCAGCUUUAGACGUUUACAAGCCGGUAUUGAUCAAUUUCAUUACGAUAAUGAUAAAUCUAAAGCUCUUGGAUAUGACUCCGUUUUUGAUGAAUAUGGACAAUUGGUGAAAAGCUAUCGUGAAGCAAAGGAACAAGAGAGCAGCAGUGAAGCUAGAAAGAAAGAAGGUGUUUGUGCAAGAGUGCGGAUAAGGAUUGAGCAAGAACUCGUUCUUACAAGAGACGCUUUCAAGGCAAAAUUAGAAAUAGAAAAUGGGGAGAAAUUUGACCUUGAGAAUAUUAAAGUUGAAAUUAAAAUAACACAACCGUUUGGGUCAGAAGAACUACAGAACGAAAAGUUUUCUAUUGGUAAAUUAACCUUGAUUGGAAUAAGCGGCAUUGGUGGAGAAGGAAGGCUAGGACUUGGUUUGUCUGGCUCUGCCGAAUGGUUAAUCGUUCCGUACAGUACCGCUGCCCCCGAGGAUGACACGGAGUACGACAUUGGUGGUCAGUUAUCGUAUUCUGUAGAUGGGACUGAACUUUCUGUGUCUCUUCUUCCUGACACAAUAACUGUUUCACCGAAUCCAAGUCUUGUCGUUCAUUACUUCCAUGAAAAGUUUGUACGUGGAGAUGACGCUCUCACACCAGAAAUUGAGCCGAUUGUCCCAUUUACACUCGCUGUAAUGGUUAUGAAUUCGGGAUACGGUGUAGCAAAAGCCUUAAAAUUAACUUCUGGGCAACCAGAAAUAAUUGAGAACGAGAAAGGUCUCCUGGUGUCAUUUAGAAUAAUUGCAGCUCAGCUCGGAAAUCAGGCCAUAACGCCAUCUCUUAGUGUCGACUUUGGUGACAUUCACUCUCUUGAGACUAAAACUGCAAGAUGGCUCAUGACGUCAUCACUUAUGGGAAAAUUCUUUAACUACAGUGCAACUUUUGAAAAUAUAAAUCCUCUGGGAGAUCCGCAAUUGUCAUUGAUUGAUAGAUUAGAAUACCAUGAUCUCGUGCAUUUAGUUAGGAUACAGUUUUCUGAUGCGGACGAUGGUUUAGAUGAUUUUCUUGUAAAUAGUUUCCCGGACCAAGAUAGUUUUCCUGAUAUGCUAUACGACAGUGCAAAUGGUUCUUCAGUAUCACAAGUUUCAAAAGCAAAUGUGACCGAUAUUAAAUGGAAAACAUAUACAAAUCCAUCAAUGAAAGUUUACAAACAAGUUAAUCUAACCGUAAGUGUAAAAGAGGUUAUGUGGUUCUAUGCACGAAUAGAAAAUACAUUUACUAGACAACUUAGUACCAGUGAAGAAUUGCUCAAUGUCGUUACCCAGUCUGGGAGAAUUAUAUUACUAGAAAAAAAUGUAUGGCAGACAACACAUAUUUUUGACAAGUUUUUUCUUCAUUUGUUUGAUUUUGUGCAAUCAGAAAAUGAAGACGAAGAUCUGAAUGGAAAAGAAAUUAUUUAUUUAUUGACAUAUGGUCCGAAAAAUAAUAACGCUCCGCAUAUCAGUGCAUCAUCAUACAAUGUGAACAUGACAAAUGCAAUAAAGGUGGGGUCUAACAUAGUACAUGUUACCGCCUAUGAUAAUGAUGAUGAUAAUGUUAUGUUUGAAUUAAAGAACAAUAGUGACAACCUGUUCGCAAUUCAACAGAUCACCCUGGACUCUGUAGCAGUAGUACUAAAUGCCAGAAUUAUAUCAACUGGAACUUUUGUUGUGGAGUUGGUCGUAAAAGAUGAUGGUAUACCAACCAGAUCUUCAUCUAUAAAUAUCCAUAUAAGUAUUACAGAGGAGGGCAUUGAUGGCAAUUCCACGAGAAGAACAAGUCCUCUCACGACAGAAACCCCGAUGUCAACAAAGCCCUCUGACCCGAGCAAUUUAACAGAUGUGCAAAAGGAAAACACAACUACAUCAUUGGAAGCUUACGAUGAUACUGAUGAUACAUUUCCGUUGUUUAUACCCUUGACUAUUGGGGGAAUCAUCAUUCUUCUUGUCAUGGUAACUGCAGGAAUUGUGUACUUUUUCAGGAGAAAAAGGACCGACUCUGGAAGUAACACUUUUGAACUUGAUUCAAGUUCAAUUUGAAGUUCAAUUGCAAUGGUUCGAGGAGUAUGAUAUUACAAAAAAAUAUAAUCUUUAUUAUUCAAGUGCUUUCCUUCAAAAUCAGACGAGGCAUAUAAUCCACAACAUUAUUUCACCUGACUUAACGGCUGCAGUAACCGAAGAAAUAUGAAAAUGUUUACAAACAUUUUAGAUUUAAUUUAAACAUAGCGACGAAGUAGACCAUAUCAUUUAUAUUAUUAUUUCACCCAUUGCUUUUCAUGUUGUACAUGUAAUUGAGUCGGAGUUUGGUUUUAUAACAUGUAAAUGGAUUUUUAUAUAUUUUAUUUUGGAAAGAAUGAUUUGAUAAUUCGUUUAUAGAUAGUUUUAGACAGAGAAAUACGUGCUCACCAUGUACACUUUGUAAAAAUUGCAUAUUUUAUUUAUGAAGAAUAUGCCAUUAAUUUCUAUUGUUUAAUAAUCUCAACAUGUCUUCUGCUUUCAUCAUAAAGGUUGUACAAAAAGCAUGUUAAAAACUAUAACAUUAUGUAAUUAUAAGAUUCUGUUUGUAUAAUGCACAUGUGUUCAAUGGUAUAUAUGUAAACUCUGAAAUAUAAUUUUACAGUAUAAAAGUAUGUACGACAUAUGUAUCGUAAAUAUAUCUAUACAUAUUUAUCAAUCAAGGAAAAGGAUUCAUAACAACUCCAGAUAUUAAUUUUCUAAAACUUUUAUUAUGCACUACUUACUUUCAUAUAUGAUAAUUGUAUAUACAAGUGUUCUGUUUAUGAUUAUGAUGCACUAAUUUCAAUAUUAAAGAAAUGAACACAAAAUA
Molecule: messenger RNA, 4754 nt
Organism: Ruditapes philippinarum (Manila clam)
Lineage: Eukaryota; Metazoa; Mollusca; Bivalvia; Venerida; Veneridae
Exons: 10
Coding region: 74-3967 (1297 amino acids)
Biological process (GO): homophilic cell-cell adhesion
Cellular component (GO): membrane
Molecular function (GO): calcium ion binding
Source: RefSeq, a predicted model, not a curated record